Messenger RNA from Camellia sinensis, 2732 nucleotides. RefSeq lists its product as uncharacterized. Lineage: Eukaryota; Viridiplantae; Streptophyta; Magnoliopsida; Ericales; Theaceae. The record is from RefSeq and is a predicted model, not a curated record.
CUCGCUAAUCAUUACAUUAUCCCUAUUUAUUUAUUUUUUUAACUAUUCCUCUCUCUCGUCGGCGCUCGUCGGACUCCUCCGCCUCCCGCCGCCGUGAGCCGCCGGAAUCUGACCCACACGCAACCCCCACCCCCAAUUCAGUGACUUUCCAUAACAACCCUAAUCUAUUCCCCUUUUUUGGUACUCUUGUUUAAUUUUCUAUAAAAGUUUCCGUAUUCACGAGUGUGUCUGUCUUUUGUGUACUUUCACUUCAGAUGUAUACCUAACGGGUCGUGUUGAUUUUCUUGAGAUCUGGAGCGAUCGACGAGGUUUUUGGAGAUCUGGGUCGUGUUCAAUCGUCUCUUUGGUUUCAAUCUCGAAAUGUGGCAUGGUUAUGCAUUGCAGUUUGAUUUCAAUGAUUAAGAACUUUGGGCGUACCACGGUUUUCCUUUUGAGAGUUGGGCUUUGAAUUUUUUGGAGUUUCGGAUUUCUUCAUGAACAACAAAGUGGAGGCUCUUAGAGCUAAACAGAAUGCCGAGAAGCGAUUUGCUGAGAAAGACUUUACGGGUGCAAAGAAUUAUGCUUUAAAGGCUCAAGCCCUUUUCCCAGAACUUGAGGGUAUAACUCAAAUGGUGGCUACAUUUGAAGUGUACAUAGCUUCUCGGGUUAAUGUUAAUGGAGAAAUUGAUUUCUAUGCAAUUCUUGGAUCAGAUCCGUCAGCAGACAAGGCUAAGUUGAAGAAACAGUAUAAGAAUAUGGCUGUGUUGCUCCACCCUGAUAAGAACAAAACUGUGGGAGCUGAUGGGGCAUUCAGACUUGUAUCUGAAGCGUGGACUCUGUUGUCUGAUAAUAAAAAGCGAAGCUCUUAUGAUCUCAGGCGAAAUAGGCCAGUGCCCUCUGGGGAUGUCCAGACAAAUUCAUCUUCGCUCUCUCAUGGACUCGACACUUUCUGGACUGUGUGCACCUCCUGUCAAGUUCAGUACGAGUAUCUGCGCAAAUACUUGAACAAGAGACUUUCCUGUAAGAAUUGCCGUGGAGUUUUCAUCGCUGUGGAAACAGGAACAGCCCCGAUAAAUGGUUCGUUUCCUUAUUGUCCUUGGUCAUAUAUGCCUGAUAAUGGGUAUGGAAGUCAUGGUUAUAAUGGUGUUGCAUAUGUCCCAACCACUGCUGUAUAUUUUACAGGAAAUGGGGUCUCGGGAUUUCAUUCUGGGCAUGGGUCUGAGUAUGUUUCUAAUGUGUCAUUUCAGUGGAGUUCGUCGCCUGGAGCUUCGGUUGGGAUUGUGGGUCCUAAUGGAUUAAAUACUAAAUCAGCCAAUGUUAUUCAUCAAGCCAAUGGAAUUAGUAAUGGUGCAAGAUCCAAUGGAAAGCCCUAUAUAAAAAAUCAUGCUGCUGAUAUGAGUUCCAAGGCCUGCAGACCCCAUAAGAUAAGGAAGGUCGACAUUGGAAGUGUUUCUAGAAAUGGGAAUGAAGAAUUGGCUUCAAAGACUACUUCAGAAGUGAGAGCGGUUAAUGGAAAUGGAAAUACCAAACAUAAUUCUAAAAUUAUCACUCCAAAUGAGAUUCCAACUAGACGUUGCUCUGCUGCCCCUGCGUUUGAUGCGAGAAAGUUAUUGAUGGACAAAGCAAGAGCAGAAAUCUGUAAAAAACUGGAAGAACUAAGGGUGGCUUCAGCUGCAGCUGCUGAGAAGAAUGCAAAGACGUGUGAUGAAGUUGGUAAAUCUGGAGAGACUUCUAACAAAACAGACUUGGCCCUUUCUGUUCAUCAACCAGAGCUGAAGAAAACUGUGUCAAUGCCAAUAACAGUCCCCGACUCAGACUUCCAUGAUUUUGACGAGGAUAGAUCAGAGGAAUGCUUCAAGCCAAAGCAAAUAUGGGCUAUAUAUGAUGAAGAAGAUGGAAUGCCUCGAUUGUACUGUCUGAUCCGCGAGAUCAUUUCGGUGAAACCAUUUAAAAUUCACAUAAGUUACUUGAACUCAAAAUCUGAUGAUGAGUUUGGGUCUGCAAACUGGGUGGAUUCUGGGUUUUCCAAAUCCUGUGGAGAUUUCAGGGCAGGAAACUAUGAAGUUGUUGACCAAGUCAAUAUAUUUUCUCAUCUUCUGAGCAGGGAAAAGGCUGGCCGGGGCGGUUGUGUUAGAAUCUACCCUAAAAGUGGAGACAUUUGGGCCGUAUAUCGAAAUUGGUCACCGGAUUGGGAUAGAACAACCCCGGACAAGGUGAGGCACCAGUAUGAUAUGGUGGAAGUUCUUGACGAUUACUCUGAAGAGCUUGGAGUCUGCGUUACACCCCUGAUUAAAUUAGAUGGAUUCAAGACGGUUUAUCAGAGGAACAAGAACAAGAAUGCCAUUCGGCUGAUUCCAAGGAAAGAGAUGUUACGGUUUUCACACCAAGUGCCUUCUUGGAUACUUCAAGUAGAAGGCGUCAAAUUACCUGAUGGGUGUUGGGAUCUGGACCCAGCUGCUACUCCAGAUGAGCUUCUCGUGGCUGCAAGCGAAGGGAAGACUGAAGACAAGCCUUGAUUGAUUUUUUUAUCUGUUCUUGACAGUCUUGAGAUUUAAAAUGUACAGAUUUAAACACAUAGUCUGAGGGGUUAAUUCUCAUAGAAUUAGAUAGAUUGGAGGAUCACAAGGUGAGCCACGGCAUUAGACCCUGGAUUGUUUUAGAGGUUUCCACUUUUUAUUCAGCUAAACUUGUAACUGGAAUCCCACAUCUAUUAACUUCUUGUUUACUGAAAUUGAUAUUGGCUUCUUUCAUUA